AUGAAGUGGCCCAGCUUCUUCUCCUCAUCCUCCUCCCGUAACCACCACACGCUCCAUGGCGAACUCUCCCGCCUCCUCCCCUCUCACCGCGAUGAAAUGCACUCGGCCGUGCCCGCCAAAUCCGUGACCCUCACAGCACUCCGACUCAAACAUCAAAUCGAAUGCGUGAUUCCCUGUGAAUUGGAAGAAGAGCGGAUCACUCGCCCACAUUCCGAUGUCAUCACUCCCGCCGUCGUGGCCACGUCCAAAUCCGCCGGCAAAAUUGGGGAAGAAGACUAUGCAUCCUGUGUCGUCUUUUGUCUGUUGAUCUGCAAGAAUUGGUUUAGAAGACAGGCCAUGUUGGAGCUGUGGGAUGCGGAUCUACACGAACUACGAGCCGUGGCGUGUGAGGUCAUCGCCAAACAGCUGAUUGAAGGGGAAGAGGACGKCAAUUACCUGAUGCGCGAUGUCUUGUUGAAGCGAUAUUCCAUCAUCGUCGACGGAGAAGACACCAAACCCGCCAACGCCAUUGAAAAGGCGGUGGAUUUGCAUGCCGUACGUGUGAUUGGAUCCUCGGGAUAUCAAAAGUGCAUUUCGUAUCUGUGGAGGGGAUGGUUGGUGCAGGAUGAAGACGAUCCCUCCCGCUUCACCGAUUAUCAACUCAAGACCAGCACCAAUUAUUGGGAUCAUUUCGAUCCCGACCGCAUGCGUGUCCCACAAUACCAGAAUGCGGUGCAGGUCAUGGUCAGCGUCGCCUAUCUGGCCCUCUACACCGGAGCCAUCAACACCAUCAAUCCCACCGGUGAUGUGGAUAUCGUUGAAGGAUUGCUGUACAUCUUCACCCUCGGCUUCAUCUGUGACGAGGCGACCAAAUUCUUCAAAAUCGGCAGAUAUUACUUUGGAUUCUGGAACAUUUUCAACUCCACCCUCUACGCCUUGCUUGUCAUCUCCUUUAUCCUGCGCAUCAUCGCCCUGGCCCAUCCGUUGGGAGAGGAGAAGCGGGGAUACUACAACACCCUCUCCUACAACUUCCUCGCUUUCUCCGCCCCCAUGUUCUGGAUGCGUCUGAUGCUCUACCUCGACUCCCUGCGCUUCUUCGGCGCCAUGCUGGUUGUGCUCAAGGUCAUGAUGAAGGAAUCCCUCAUCUUCUUUGCCCUCCUCAUCGUCGUCUUGAUCGGUUUCUUCCAGGCUUUCGUCGGCUUCGAUCAGGUUGAUAAUCAAGUCACCGCGACCGAAUUCAUCGCCAAGAUGAUGUUGAAUGCCAUUAUGGGUUCUCCUGAAUUCGAUGGCUGGGGUCGUUUCGCCUCGCCUUUUGGAUUAAUCCUUUACUACAUCUACAACUUCGUCAUCGCCGUCAUCCUGUUGAACGUCCUCAUCGCCCUCUACAAUUCCGCCUACGAAGACAUUACGGAAAAUGCAAUCGACGAAUACCUCGCCCUCUUCGCCCAAAAGACCAUGCAAUUCGUCCGCGCACCGGACGAGAAUGUCUACAUCGCCCCAUUCAACCUCGUGGAAAUCCUCUUCCUCGCCCUACCUUUCGAAUGGUGGCUCAGCAGACCCUACUACGAGAAAUUAAACGACCUCGUCAUGGGGAUCGUAUACUCCCCCGUUUUAACCCUCACGGCCGCUUUGGAGGCUCGUACGGCGCGCAUGGUGAGAUUUAAUCGUAGUCGAGGAGAAAGUGAUGAGGAUACGGUCGAGGAGUGGGAGGAAUUGGAAGGCGAGUGUGAUUUUGAAGGAAGUGGAUGGGGGAAGAGGGUGGAGGAGAGUUGUCCMGAUGUUGUUGUUGAUGGCACGCUGAAGGCUGUGAGGGAAUUGAGGGAGGAGGUUAGGGAGUUGAAGGAUAUGUUGAGGGAAUUGAAGGUUUUUCAGGAUGGAGGGGCGCCUGUUGAGGCGAAGUAA
Messenger RNA from Ramularia collo-cygni, 1881 nucleotides. RefSeq names its product related to YVC1-vacuolar cation channel. Gene Ontology annotation, molecular function: monoatomic ion channel activity. Gene Ontology annotation, cellular component: membrane. The coding region runs from base 1 to 1881 and encodes 626 amino acids. The record is from RefSeq and is a predicted model, not a curated record. Lineage: Eukaryota; Fungi; Ascomycota; Dothideomycetes; Mycosphaerellales; Mycosphaerellaceae. Gene Ontology annotation, biological process: monoatomic ion transport; transmembrane transport. The transcript has 3 exons.